UGCUUAUUUGUUAACGUUGAGAAGACGCUUUUUGUCCUUUAGUCGAAAUGUACAUAAGGAUGGUAGCAUGUCUGUUGAUUUACUAAUUGGUGACAUCGUUACGCAGGGAUUACAAUUUGAUGACACCACAUUUAUCUUGGUCCAAUUUUGGGGUGUGUCACCGAUGUGAAAACGUUAUGCGACGAGCGCGAAGGGUUUUGUUUUACUCAAUCAUCAUGAUUCGGCCAAACUUUUGACUAGUUGAAAAAAACGUUCGUAUUUUAACACUAUAGCUAGCCAGGAAACAUUUGCAACCGCAGUUGGGUCGAAUGUCUAGUGGUCAGGCGUUUAUGCUUGUAGUUGUUGUAGCCGGCGAAUAUGUUGCGAAAACGAUCGAAAUCUGUGGGUGACCACCGUGCAUUAUCGGUCAGUUCAUCGUCGAUCAACAGUAUCGCGCAGAAUGCCGCGGAGAAACAGGGACGUCUUAUCAGAAUGUUCCGUUCGCUGCAGCGGAAGAAGGACCGAUCGGACCGGCGCAGUGUACGGUUGAUGUUUGCCCUGAGUGUUAUUUCUCUGACUGUUGGAAUGGCCACCGUGUGCGUGGAAACAACCAGCAAACUGAAGUAUCCCCGUGCCAGUGCCGCUUUCCUCUGGCUGGAAUCCGUGGGAAUCUUUGUGGGUUGUUUUGCUAUGGUCAACGGUGCCCUGGGCAUCUUCACCUGGAAGAUCAGCUCAUCCGGACACAAAAAGUGCCUGAUCGGCUGCGUGCAGAGCCUCAGCAAAUUCAACGCUAUUUCUUCUUUAUGUGCAUUCGGCCUGACCUUAAUUGUGUACGGUGUAUAUAGCACGUUGCGAGACUGGCAAAAGAAAUUGCUUCCCUACAUUAAGGUCGAACAGAACCUGGCGCACCAGCUAGGAAAGGAGGAGUUAGCCUGGCCCGAACACGUCCUGGAAGAGUUGGUGGUCAUCAAAGUGGUGACCUUUAGCUUUCACGUUGUGAUUUUUUUGGUUUCGGUGAUUAAUUCCGUUUGUUGUUUGUUUAAUCUGUAUAUUAAUACUCUGCCAAAUUUUACCGGCUGCGCAGAAAUGAUCUCCACGGCUGGGAAAAUGUUGACCUGGUCCAGAUAGGAAUCUGGCUGGAUUAACGGUUUCGUAAUCUCAUAUAAGUACAUAACUAUAAUCUUUCUGACAGUAUUACAGUGUUGACGGCAGU
Molecule: messenger RNA, 1192 nt
Organism: Paramacrobiotus metropolitanus
Lineage: Eukaryota; Metazoa; Tardigrada; Eutardigrada; Parachela; Macrobiotidae
Exons: 2
Coding region: 358-1107 (249 amino acids)
Source: RefSeq, a predicted model, not a curated record